CUGCCCUUACACGUAUACGUACGUGCACCAAACAUUUACAACCCCAAAUACAUUUUGUGGUACAUUUUAUUAGAAUUUGGAUCUUACCUUAGCAUCUUUACUCCCGAUUCCUAUCAUCUAAUUUCAUAUGCAUCUCCAUCUCUCUUCCUAAUUUAAUCCUCGCACACAUACUUAUCACCCUACUUCCUUAUAAAUAUUCCUUGCUUUCUAACAUUGACAAAAGCAAAAGAAAGCACAGGAGAUAGAAUUAAAUUUGUUACAAACAUGAAUGUAGUACUGGUAUUAUAUCCGCUUGAAGCUCUUGUUUUCAAUUAUUUGAGCUUCGGAUUCUUAACUUUCGUCAAUAGUGUUUGGACAUGGGUUGCCGUUAUUACUGCUGCCUUUAGCUUCUGGAGAAUCAAAACCUUUCAAACUUUGCCGACACUGGAGCCACGUCGUGGAAACAUUUUCGGCCAUGUCCUAAUAUCUCCAUCCCCACUUGGACAAUCAGUGGUAACAACUUCAUCCUCGUCACAGGUAGAAAGGGUGUCAAGUCAGUUAGCUUCAAAUGAGGAAGGAACAAAAGGGAAACUCACGGUGUAUUUCAAGCAAUAUGAGGAAUCAGAACAUAACGGCGAUGGAGAAUGUCACGAUCAGGAAGGAGAAGAUAACGACGUAGAGUCGUGUGAGGAGUGGUUUGAGAAUUGGGAUAGACUUUUGAGAAUGAAAAAAGGGGAAAUGGGAUGGUAUUCUUAUCAGGACACGAAGGUAAUUGAUGGCAACGUAGUUAGGUUGUGGGACGAUUCGAGAUGACGGUAGAAUGUGGAAGUCACCACUUUCUCGGUUUGGCAGAUAAAAAUCAUCAUAUGUAUGGGGAUUGAGGACGAGGGACAGUGAAAAUCGAAGUUAGAUCAAUUAUUAUGUAAGUGAUUAACAUAUGACAAACAUUAUUAGUACAAUAGUGGUGGUAGUUCAUAGAUUUAGAAGUGGCAGAAGUUCUUUUUUCAAUAUUAUGUUUCUAUAGUUUUUGUUGGAAAUGCCGUAACGGUAUCCAGGACCACAUAUUUUUCAAAAAUAAAAAUUUUGAAUUCGGCUCC
Capsicum annuum is the source of this 1076-nucleotide messenger RNA. RefSeq lists its product as uncharacterized. Bases 265 to 792 code for a protein of 175 amino acids. NCBI's taxonomy places the organism in Eukaryota, Viridiplantae, Streptophyta, Magnoliopsida, Solanales, Solanaceae. The transcript has a single exon. The record is from RefSeq and is a predicted model, not a curated record.